Molecule: messenger RNA, 1934 nt
Organism: Nematolebias whitei (Rio pearlfish)
Lineage: Eukaryota; Metazoa; Chordata; Actinopteri; Cyprinodontiformes; Rivulidae
Gene: ppm1j
Product: protein phosphatase, Mg2+/Mn2+ dependent, 1J
Exons: 10
Coding region: 218-1711 (497 amino acids)
Biological process (GO): protein dephosphorylation
Molecular function (GO): protein serine/threonine phosphatase activity
Source: RefSeq, a predicted model, not a curated record
CUUCGCUUCAGUCUGUCUGAACGAGGAAAACGUCGCGUGUGCUGUUCUGCAGGCUGUCACAUGGGUCCGAGGAGGAAAACAAUCGCUUCCUGAAAUGAUUCUCACCUCAGCCGUCUCUCCCCUCUCCUCUCUGCCGUAACAUCGCAUCGUGCGUAAUCCUUUCUUUUCUUCUUUUGGGUCCGCGAGAAGAAGGAGGAAGAAGACGAAAUCGGUUUGGAUGAUGAUCAGCAAAGUUAAAAACGCCAUGUCCAACCUGGUGGGAGGGAUGAUGCCGCACGGACACCACCACAACCAUCACCCAGGUGGAGGAGGCCAGACGUGCGGCCAGGACGGUCUGCCGCCGCGCUUCCCCUACGGCCGCCCGGAUUUCUUGGACCUCACCCCGGAGCUCCUGCAGUACUCCACGGAGCACGCGUCACGGCCGGUGCUCACCCUGAAGAGGGACAGCAGGCUCCCCUGGAAGACCGGAUAUGCAGAGGUGAUCAAUGCGGGGAAGAGCAUGCUGAAUGAGGACCAGGCCUCGUGUGAGAAGCUGUUUGUGCGGAAGCCAAGCGGGAAACAUCGAAACUCCACUCUGCUGGAUGACAAGGGGGAUGGCACAGGAAUCCCUCUCCACUUCUGGGGCGUGUUUGAUGGACACGCAGGUUCUGGCGCUGCCAUCAUGGCCUCCAAGCUCCUUCACCGCCUCAUCAGAGAUGGACUUGGGGAGAUCUGCCACCUCCUGGAGAACCCCAGCAGCAAUCCUCCCAUCUGCUUGGCCAAGAACGGCAGCCCCUACCAGGCGGAGGCUAAGAAGGGAGCCACGCAGGAAGCAGAAGACCCUGAUGCCGUCUGCGACUCCUCGGUGCGCUUUCACAUGGAGAAGGUCAUCAGUCUGGAGAGCUUGGUGAUGGGUGUCAUAGAGACCGCCUUCAAACAGAUGGAUGAUUUAAUUGAGAAGGAGAAAACGUCGUAUGCCAUUUCGGGUGGCUGUUGUGCCUUAGCUGCUAUUAAUUUAAUGGGGAAACUGUAUGUAGCCAACGCUGGAGACAGCAGGGCCAUAAUCAUACGAAAUAAUGAAGUCAUUCCCAUGACUAAUGAAUUCACACCUGAGUCAGAGAGGCAGCGGUUACAGUAUCUGGGCUUCCUGAGGCCAGAACUCCUGGGAAAUGAGUUCACUCACAUUGAGUUUCCUCGUAGGAUCCAGCACAGUGAAUUAGGCAAGAAAAUGCUCUACAGAGACAGCACCAUGACUGGAUGGGCUUAUAAGACAAUCGUGGAGGACGAUCUGAAAUUCCCCCUCAUAUAUGGAGAGGGGAAAAAGGCUCGUGUAAUGGCAACCAUCGGGGUGACCCGAGGACUAGGAGAUCAUGACCUGAAGGUGUACAACUCCAACAUUUACAUCAAGCCCUUCCUGUCAUGCGUGCCUGAGGUAAAGGUUUAUAACCUGGAUGAAAAUAAACAUGGCCCAGACGAUGUCUUGGUCAUGGGCACAGAUGGACUGUGGGACGUAACAACGGACAGGGAGGUGGCAGACGCUGUGUCAGCCUACCUAACAAGCUGUGACCCAUCUGAUCCCAUGAGAUACACACUUGCUGCACAGGACCUGCUGAUGAGGUCACGAGGUGUGCUGAAAGAGCGCGGCUGGCGGCUACCCAAUGACAAACUGGGCUCGGGCGAUGACAUCACCGUAUUUGUCAUUCCUCUGGCAGGGCAAGAGUCAGAGACUUGAGGAAUUUUCUUCGUGCCACCAGCUUUGACAGAACUGACUCUUUCGGGUCCUUCCUGUGGCACCCCCAAGCUCCCUAAACCCCAGAAGGAUUAGGCGGUGGGAGAGCAAGAAAACAACAACACGGCUGUCUUUGAAAAGAUUUGGGUCUAAGCAGCACUUUAAUUGACUCUCUCUAUCAGACCCAUUUCUUUCAUUUCAGUUUGAUGAGUCUCCCAUCACCUUU